This is a messenger RNA of Venustampulla echinocandica, 1581 nucleotides long. Its product is annotated as putative cytochrome P450. The record is from RefSeq and is a predicted model, not a curated record. The transcript is spliced from 5 exons. The coding region runs from base 1 to 1581 and encodes 526 amino acids. NCBI's taxonomy places the organism in Eukaryota, Fungi, Ascomycota, Leotiomycetes, Helotiales, Pleuroascaceae. Gene Ontology annotation, molecular function: heme binding; iron ion binding; monooxygenase activity.
AUGGAUGCGUAUCCAGGCCGCGGUGGCAGAGGGUGGGAUUCGCCCGAUUCUACUGUGGGCGUUGGCGGCGGGAGCAGUGGCUUUGCUGGUGGAUUAUGCGAGGAUGUUGUAUUUGUACAUGCGGAUGACACCAAGCCAUGGAUAUAUUUUGAGGAACUAUCUAAAAAAUACGACACCCCUCUGAUUACUUUCUGGAUCGGCCGGAGGCCCACCGUCUGGAUCUGCGAUGCAUGGACAGCAUCAGAGAUUCUCGACAAGAGAGCCGGAAUCUAUGCAUCUCGGCCGCGAAUGGUCGUUUUUGGAGAACUGGGACCGGGUCAAACUAACCUGGUGUCCAUGUACUACGGGCCUAGAUGGCGUCUCCAUCGGAAAAUCACCCAUCACGGAGUCGGGUUGCAGCAAGUACGCAACUAUCGGAGUUUCCAGAACGACGAGAGCAGACAGAUUGCCUACAAUAUCCUGACCACGCCGGAGAGUUACGAGGUCCAUCUUGAACGAUAUGCUUCCAGCGUUGCGUCGAUUAUUGCAUUCGGGAGGAGGAUUGCAAAGACCACGGAUCCCAUUGUUAGUGAGGUUCUUGCGGUCAUGCAACGGGCUGCCGAGUUGAAUGUUCCUGGGAAGAGUUUCCCCAUGUUGAUGGAGUCCUUCCCAAUCCUUUCCAAGUUCCCUAAUAAGAUCGCCCCAUGGAAACAUGGUCUUGGAGGGAAGAAUGGCCGAGGCCGCCCGUUCUAUUACGCACUGGCUGAGGAAGCCGCCGCAAACCCUGACCAACCUCAAAGUUACUCCAAGAAAUUGUUCGACGAAGCGCCAAAGCACAACUUGAGCCCCGCGGAAAUUUCGUCCCUGGCAGGAAAUCUGUUUGGAGCUGGCAGUGACACUUCUAGUUCGACGCUUCUCACGUUUAUCCUGGCCUGUUGUGCGUUCCCGGAGGUACUUGCACCUGCAUGGGAAGAGCUGGAUCGCGUUGUGGGCCCAGGGCGAAGCCCAGACAUGGACGAUGAGCCGAACCUGCCAUACAUCAGAGCCUUUGUAAAGGAGGUGUUCCGCUGGAGAUCCGUGGCUAUCAUCGGAGGUCAACCUCACGCCCCUAUCCAGGAUGAUGUGUACAAGGGCUACGUAAUUCCCAAGGGAACUUGGGUCCAAGGUAACGUGUGGGCCAUCCACCGCAAUGAGCGCGACUUCCCCGAGCCUGACCGCUUCAACCCCGAUCGGUUCCUCAAGGACAAUGCUGCCUCCAGACCAUUCCCCAACGAGAGAGGGUACAUGACAUUCGGAUGGGGCCGACGAGUAUGCAGCGGCCAAGGGCUGGCUGAGCAAGGAACCUUCCUGUCGGUGGCUCGUCUGCUCUGGGGAUUCCGAAUUUCCAAAGCGCUUGAUGCUCAAGGAAAAGAAAUUCCCGUGGAUAUUUUCGCUUAUACGAAUGGGCUGAACAUCCGGCCGGAACCCUUCAAGUGCCGAUUCAUCCCCAGAUCCGCUGAGAUCCGGGCGACGAUUAAGCGGGAGGGCGAGGAAGCGCUGGAGCGGCUGUCAAUCUAUGACGGGGAGACGAAGUAUAACUUCAGUACAUAUAAUAAGAAGUAG